Caenorhabditis bovis is the source of this 402-nucleotide messenger RNA. Lineage: Eukaryota; Metazoa; Nematoda; Chromadorea; Rhabditida; Rhabditidae. The record is from the annotation of a GenBank genome assembly.
AUGUUCAAGGUGGGUAACCCUGUCUGCGUAUCAAGUGUCUACAAGCCUCAGCAAGCUUCAUCUCAUCUCAUCAUGAUUUCCCUUCGGAGUAUCAUCAUUCUUCUUGGCCUCAUUACUAUUGCCUAUGCUUGCGCUCCAAGUGUUCACAAGUCGCACGGUUACUGCGAGUAUUACGUCGACGGAACCAGUGACAUCGAAGAAAGAUCUAAGAGAUCGACAGAUUCGGAUAACAGCGGCGGCGGCGGCGGCGGCGGAAAAUUCCGCAGAACCAAGAAGAAGACCGUCAAGUGCUACAGAUACGAAGACGGAACAUCCGAUAGUGGAGCUACUCUUGAGGAAGGAGUUGAGGAACCGAAGGGAGGAAGCGGUGGAUCGGGAGGAAGCUCGUCCAGUUCAUCUUAA